Pogona vitticeps (central bearded dragon) is the source of this 1061-nucleotide messenger RNA. The record is from RefSeq and is a predicted model, not a curated record. NCBI's taxonomy places the organism in Eukaryota, Metazoa, Chordata, Lepidosauria, Squamata, Agamidae.
CAAGAACUUUUCUGCUCUCAUCAGUAUUAAAACUAACAUUUCUCUUUUACUGAUUUGACAAUUAAGUCCUCAAAAGUGUGGAUGCAUGCUAGUUUGAUACCUUAGCUUUGACCAUUCUGCCUUGAGUGACCCUGCUAGAAGUCUAGUCUCUUAACUGAACUUAUCUUCCUGACAAUAUUGCCCUCAGCUUCCCUGACACAUUUAAGCCCCAUCACCACAAUGAUGUGUGCAUUCAAGAGGUUCUGACUUGGAGUUCCAAAAUCUGACACCACGUCGCUAAGCUUGGAAACACUUUGUGACACAUACUAUAUGGUUAUAUCAAAUAAAAUAGAAUAGAUUAUAUGACUGAAAUACAUAUAUAUCAGUUCAUCCACUGUUUACUCAAUCUGCUUCAUGCAUCUGAUGAAAUGGUCUCUGGCCAAAUAUUUGAUUUGUUUCUCUUUGUUGACUGCACAGGAGAAAGAAUGAGAAAUGUCAUAGUUGAGAUCUGUCAAGAACUAAAAAGACGCUUCCUCAUACCUGUGGCUUUUUGUUGUUGUUAAUACUUUAACACAAGCAGAACAUGACAUUGUGUUUUUGCCUUUCAGAACUUGAGCUCCUUAAAACACAUAUUAGUGCUUUACAAGCAGAAGUUAACUCAUUGAAAGUAACUGCAAAGAAAACCCAGCAAGGCAUCCUACGUUAUAUUUUCCCAAACAUUACAAGAGCUGGAGCAAAAAUAUAUGUAUCCAACGGAGCUGAAGGUGAUUUUGAGACUUCAAAAGAAAUGUGUUACCAGUUUGGUGGCCAGAUGGCUUCCCCAAGAAAUGAAGAGGAGAACAAUGCUGUACUGCAACUUGCUAGAAACUAUGGAAAAAGUGUGUUUUUUGGCAUGAAUGACCAAGAAACUGAAGGAGUUUUUAAGCACCUAAAUGGUGACCAAAUGGAAUACUCAAACUGGGCAAAAGGUGAACCUAAUGGGGUUCAUGAAGACUGCAUAGAGAUUUAUUUGGAUGGCAAAUGGAAUGACAAUAGUUGUAAAAAGUCUCAGCUAAUAGUUUGUGAAUUUUAAUUUGACUUAA